Molecule: messenger RNA, 627 nt
Organism: Charadrius vociferus (killdeer)
Lineage: Eukaryota; Metazoa; Chordata; Aves; Charadriiformes; Charadriidae
Product: histone H2A-IV
Exons: 1
Coding region: 1-390 (129 amino acids)
Cellular component (GO): nucleosome
Molecular function (GO): structural constituent of chromatin; protein heterodimerization activity; DNA binding
Source: RefSeq, a predicted model, not a curated record
AUGUCGGGCCGCGGGAAGCAGGGCGGGAAGGCGCGCGCCAAGGCCAAGUCGCGCUCGUCGCGGGCCGGGCUGCAGUUCCCCGUGGGCCGCGUGCACCGGCUGCUGCGCAAGGGCAACUACGCGGAGCGGGUGGGCGCCGGCGCCCCGGUGUACCUGGCGGCCGUGCUGGAGUACCUGACGGCCGAGAUCCUGGAGCUGGCGGGCAACGCGGCCCGCGACAACAAGAAGACGCGCAUCAUCCCCCGCCACCUGCAGCUGGCCAUCCGCAACGACGAGGAGCUCAACAAGCUGCUGGGCAAGGUGACGAUCGCGCAGGGCGGGGUGCUGCCCAACAUCCAGGCCGUGCUGCUGCCCAAGAAGACCGACAGCCACAAGGCGAAAGCCAAGUGAACGCGAUGGAAAAGCAGCACUCUGCCUCCUCCGGAGAAAAUAACCUUAAGGCUCUUUUCAGAGCCACCCACAAAAUCAUAAGAGAGCUCAGUUAUCCGUACUAUAGUUAUGCCGCUUUAUAUUAAUUACUCAACCCGUGUUUUCUUUUUGUUUAGUUUCUUUUUUCUUGUUUAUUAAUAAUAUUUUUGGGUUGGUCAUAGUAGCAACGCUUUCCAUGUUUCGCAUAACAAAGUCGUG